Prorocentrum cordatum is the source of this 831-nucleotide messenger RNA. NCBI's taxonomy places the organism in Eukaryota, Dinophyceae, Prorocentrales, Prorocentraceae. The record is from the annotation of a GenBank genome assembly.
GGUGCUAUGGGAAGCUUCAUGAUGCCCACGCUGUACGGACCGAUGAUGUACCCACCGAUGCCGACAUCCACUCCGGCGGUGCCCUCGACUUCCCUCAAGAGCAUCUUGCCGUCCGCAACAGGGCAGUCCAUGCUGAUGGUGCGGGGCGUGCCCCCGACGUGCAUGCGCUCAGAUGUGAUCGACACGAUCAAUGAGCAAUUCGCCAAGCUUUACGACUUCCUGUUCUUGCCACCCGACACUAAGUUCCAGGGCAACAAGGGCAUCCUCUUCAUCAAUUUCCGGUUGACGGAGAAGGCGGAUGAGUUUACGAAGGCUUUCCACGAGAAGAAGGUAUCCGAAUGCUUCCCCAAGGGCGCCACCCCAGCUGAAGGCGAAGCUGAGCAAGGCGAAGAUGAAAAGACUUGCUCGGUGGAGAGCGCGAAGGUCGAGAUCGUCGAGGGCAUCAUCUCGCGCGCGCAGAUGGCGCCGCCCCCGGCGAGGCAGGGCGUGGACCGCUCCAAGUGGCAGCCGCUCCUCUUCGCACCCGACGGCGAGCCCCUAACGUUCCCGCUCAUCGCGUCGCCAGGCUUGCAGUCGGGCGCGAAGACGCCGAAGGCGGCGAAGACGCCGAAGGCAGCGAAGGCCGAUGAUCACGCCACCAGCUUCGACCCGAUCUCCCGGUGCGAUGCCUGCCGAUCCUGGCCCGAGGCGGACGCACCGGCCAGCCCUGGGACCGCCGCGGGCGACGAGGCCGCGGCCGCUGACGAGCCCGCCGCGGAGGGAGCCACGGAGGGCGCGGCGCCGGCGGAGGCGCCGAAGGUUAGCGCCAUACUUGUGCUGCUUGCGCCGUAG